CUAAAAUAGCACCAAAAAUUCAAAAUGGAAGGAAGAAGCAAAAAGGGGCCUAGGGGGGGAACAGGUUUUCUUGCGCCCAGAAGUCCCUGGCCUUAGGGGUUCUCUUUCCUCCCAACAUCUUUCUUGAUUUUUGACCCCCAUAGCCAAACCCCCCCACCUUCUUCUCUUCUUCCUCCUCCGUACACCAAACCUUCCUCCUCCCUAGAUCUCUCUCCUCAUAAUUGUCCCUCGCAUUUUCUUCUCUGAUCUGUAUAUAUUCAUUUCCCCCAUCUCCCCCCUUUUUCCUUCUCCCUGCAUGUAUCCGCGUAUCGCCACCAGCAGUUUCCUGAGCCUUUCUGGAGUUACUGCGAGGACAGAUCCUUGGAUUUACUCGUAUUCCGAGGAAUGGGUAGCUGCGUUUCAACUUCGAAAGUCAGCGGUUCUAACAGCAGCCGCGCAACUUCUUCCGGCACCGCCGCCGUGAACAUCCGCAAGGCUGCAGCCACAAAUCCGCCGCAUUGUUCUGCACACAAGGCCGGAAAGGAAGGGCGCGAGGGGAAUCAGCAGAAUCCCAGGAAGAGUGGGGUUGUUGCUUAUGGGAAAAGAACAGAUUUUGGGUAUGACAAGAAUUUUGAUGAAAGGUACAGUCUUGGUAAGCUAUUGGGACAUGGCCAAUUCGGGUACACCUAUGUUGCCACUGACAAGUCCAGCGGAGAUCGUGUUGCUGUUAAGAGGAUUGAUAAGAACAAGAUGCUUCUUCCCGUAGCUGUAGAGGAUGUCAGACGCGAAGUCAGAAUAUUGAAGGCCUUGGCUGGUCAUGAAAAUGUGGUUCAAUUUCAUAAUGCAUUUGAGGAUGAGAAUCAUGUAUAUAUUGUAAUGGAGUUAUGUGAAGGCGGAGAAUUACUGGACCGAAUUUUGGCCAAAAAAGACAGCCGUUAUACGGAAAAGGAUGCAGCAAUUGUAGUGAGGCAGAUGCUCAAAGUUGCAGCAGAAUGUCAUUUACACGGUUUGGUGCACCGUGAUAUGAAACCCGAGAAUUUUCUUUUCAAAUCACCAAAAGCGGAUUCUCCGUUGAAAGCCACCGACUUUGGUCUUUCAGAUUUCAUACGACCAGGGAAGAAGUUCAAAGAUAUUGUUGGUAGUGCAUAUUAUGUUGCCCCAGAAGUAUUGAAGCGUAGAUCUGGCCCUGAAUCAGAUGUUUGGAGCAUCGGCGUAAUAACCUAUAUUUUGCUCUGUGGCCGGCGGCCCUUUUGGGACAAGACUGAAGAUGGCAUAUUCAAAGAGGUCCUUAGAAAUAAGCCCGAUUUUCGACGCAAGCCAUGGCCAAGCAUAAGCAACAGUGGUAAAGAUUUUGUUAAGAAAUUAUUGGUGAAAGAUCCUCGUAUCAGACUCACUGCUGCUCAGGCCCUUUCACAUCCAUGGGUCCGAGAAGGUGGGAAUGCAUCUGACAUACCUUUAGACAUUUCAGUACUGUCGAACAUGCGCGACUUUGUCAAGUAUGGUCAUCUAAAGCAGUUCGCGUUAAGGGCAUUAGCGGGUACACUUCACGAGGAGGAGUUGGCUGACCUCAAAGAUCAAUUUUCUGCCAUUGAUGUUGAUAAAAAUGGCGUAAUUACUCUUGAAGAAAUGAGACAGGCUCUCGCUAAGGAUCUUCCUUGGAAGAUGAAAGAGUCACGUGUUCUUGAGAUUCUUCAAGCGAUCGACAGCAACACGGACGGGCUUGUGGAUUUCCAGGAGUUUGUUGCAGCGACUUUACACGUGAAUCAGAUGGAAGAACACAACUCAGAAAAGUGGGAGCAGAGAUCACAAGCUGCUUUUCAGAAAUUUGACAUUGACGGAGAUGGAUAUAUUACUUCAGAUGAACUUAAAAUGCACACUGGAUUAAGAGGCUCCAUAGACCCACUCUUGGAAGAAGCAGACAUUGACAAAGACGGGAGGAUAAGCUUGUUGGAGUUCCGCAAGCUUUUAAGGACCGCUAGUCUGGGCUCUCGGAACGUCGCGAGCCCAUCUUCAAGGCCAGGCCCACGACACUAAUAAGGCUGCGUUUGGACGAGGAGUAAGUUUGAAAAGGUAAGAGCAAACAAGAGUAAGCAAAAGGGACCUUGUUUGGAAGUGUACAUGUCACUCUUUUUUCUCUUUUACUCCUCCCGACACUCAAUCCAAACGGGGUCUUAAACCGAAUAGAAGAAGCGUGUGUUUGCCAUUGAAGAAGAUACAAAGAUGCCAAAAAAAAAAAGAAGGCUCUAAAGUUAGUUGGGUUUGAAAGAAAAAGAGAAAAAAACAUCAUAUAUCCAUUGGGAGUGUUUUGUGUGUAUGUUAGUGGGAGAUGUGGGCAAUCAUGUCAUUUUGUUGUUCAACAUUGUGUGUAUCUUUCAAAGUUGAAUAAUGAUUCAAUAAAUAAUUAAACAUUUAUUGGGUACUUUUCCAUUCAAUAAUUACAAGAGGUAUGA
Messenger RNA from Cuscuta campestris, 2429 nucleotides. Lineage: Eukaryota; Viridiplantae; Streptophyta; Magnoliopsida; Solanales; Convolvulaceae. The record is from the annotation of a GenBank genome assembly.